AUGACAAAAACUGCCGACAACGUUAAUCCCGAUAUUUACGACAAGGGUUCAGAGCGAGAGAUCACGUCUUCAGACUAUGAUGAAAAUAUCGAAGACUUGUUCGAUGAACGUGAAAUCUUUGAUCUAAUACGCAAUAUCAAUGAUCCUGAACAUCCUCUGACAUUGGAAGAGCUGCGUGUAGUUGAAGAGAGUAAUAUUAAAGUGGAUAAUAUCAAAAACUUAGUCCAUGUUAGCUUUACGCCGACUAUACCGCAUUGUAGUAUGGCUACUCUCAUAGGACUCUCAAUUCGUGUGCAGCUCCUGCGCGCCCUCCCAGCCAGGUUCAAAGUAGAAGUGGAAAUAACGCCUGGAUCUCAUGCAUCAGAAUAUGCGGUGAACAAACAGUUAGCUGAUAAAGAACGGGUGGCUGCUGCAUUAGAAAAUAACAAUUUGUUGCAAAUUAUAAACCAAUGCAUAGCUUAG
Messenger RNA from Arctia plantaginis, 462 nucleotides. The record is from the annotation of a GenBank genome assembly. Lineage: Eukaryota; Metazoa; Arthropoda; Insecta; Lepidoptera; Erebidae.